CCUUACCGGUUGACACUUGGCACCCAGCCAAAAAAGAGCAGGUUCACACUCCUCACAAAAUUCAACACGGCUUGAGCAAACAUUUUGCCCCAGCACAAAACCCCACAAACCAACAUAAAGCACACACCUCAAAGCACGAAACAAUAACAUAGUUCACCAUGUCUAGCCGACAACAACGCAACACCAUCAAUGAGGAAGAAUCCACUAUCUUCCGCUCUGUUCCACGGGCUCCUGCUAGUGUAGGCAUGGCACCUCUGCCAUCUAUUCCUGCUCCGCUUGGUCUGCGGCCUCUUGGAGCGCCAAAGCGAAGUCUUGAGCUCCCCAGCAAACCCACCAUGAGCACCAGCGCCGCCGCUCCUUCUAGCCUUACCUGGAAGCUUGACGAAGACAGCAUCCCCACAGUCCCUGAGUACCCUCUGGAGCGAACCAACAUGACCUGCAACGCCUCCAUGAGCCUCGAUCAGAUCACUCAACGCAUCGCCCGUGUCUUGGAAGCCGCGAACCUGCAAUGCAUGUUCCACGAUGACGAAAGCGCCAGCUUCGCCGAAGACGAAGAGAUCCUCUCUGGACGAGUCGACUGCACUAGCCAACACUCCGACCUCAAGAUUGUCGUUCAACUGUGGCGCAGUCAUACCAAGGAAAUCAUUGUCGAAGUCCAGAGACGGCGCGGUGACGCCAUGGCCUUUUCUGCCGUCCGCAAGCCGCUCUUCCGCACACUUCAGAGCAGCACUGGCGCGUUUGCAGCAGGACCCAAGAAGUUCACACCGCCGCCUUUCAUUCCCAACAAGAAGUUCCGUGUCUUGCCACCCAGCAUGAUGGCAGUAUAAACAAAAAGCACAGGGAGCUACUACUAUUUUGUACAUAACCACUAAGGAAUCACUCUUUAACUC
Molecule: messenger RNA, 890 nt
Organism: Seminavis robusta
Lineage: Eukaryota; Bacillariophyta; Bacillariophyceae; Naviculales; Naviculaceae
Source: the annotation of a GenBank genome assembly